AUUGCACUUAACUCGAAUGACAUGAUACGACAUACGAAUAUCUACAGUCCACAUUCCCAACUUCCCAAGUCCCAAGUCCUAAAAUUGCAGGCGUUGAAAGAAGGGAUGUUAGCUCUAAAAUUGCAGGCGUCCUUCUCCUUCCCUGCAACUCACACUCACCGUAAAAACAUCUUCGAAUUCGCCGGUAUCCGAAACCUUUCUCCUUCUCCUUCUCCUUCUCCUUCUCCGUCGACUGUUCUCCGUAUCCCAUCUCGCCGCUUUUCCAUAGUUUCCGUUCAAUCAUCGGAAACUGCGCCGUCGAUUUCUUCCGACUUCACCUCCACCGUUGGAUCCCCUUCCCUUCAUCUCUCACAUCCCACUCUCUCUCCUCGUCACUUCACUGUUUUUAAUUUCCUCGCUUGUGCGGUUGCGAUUUCUGCUACUUGGCUGUUUUGCUCGGCGAUUCCCGCGCUUUUGGCCUUCAAGAGAGCAGCGGAGUCAUUAGAGAAGCUAUUGGAUGUCACAAGAGAGGAGCUUCCGGACACAAUGGCAGCAGUUCGCUUGUCUGGAAUGGAGAUCAGUGACUUAACGAUGGAGCUUAGUGAUUUGGGUCAAGAAAUAACACAAGGUGUUAAGAGGUCUACUCGUGCUGUACACAUAGCAGAAGAAAAAUUGCGCCAUUUUGCAAACAUGACAUCAACAGGUGCCUAGAGAUUGAAUCGUCGGUCGUCCAAAUGCCCAAUGAUUUGGAGAUGGCUUGCACCCUCGCACUUAUGCAAGUUCUGGAGAAGAUUUAGGAGACGUUUAGUUCAAAUAUAGAAAUAGAAAGAAAAUAAAAUCAAGUAUAGGUAAAGUAAUAUUUGUUACUUUUAUUGGUUGGUUCAAUGAUGGAGAUGGAUCACUUGUAAGAAAUGAAAAAGAUUUUAUUAUUCCUCUAAUUUGGGGGUAAUAUUUUGGAAGGUUUGGGUUAUGCUCAAGUAAGGUUAAUGGUUAACCAACUACCUAAAGCAGACAAGGAGCAAUAGAUUCAAAUUAUUGAAUCCGUUUUCGAGUCCUAAAAUAGCUUAACCAAACAAGGCUUUAAGCAUAAUUGUUUAAACUACUCCCUCUGUUUUCGGUUCUAUUUAACACAAUACAUCAUUCUCCGAAUAAAGGACAAUUGAUACACUAAGUUAUACGAUGUUUUUACGAUAUUUUGGACGCAUUUUGCUAAUGGGUUUGAUUUGUAAUUGUUGUCUUUUGCAACCAUAUUAACCUUAGCGGAAGUUCGAAGUUUUGUGAGUUUAUGUUAUAAGUACCGAGCUGCUUCGUUCUUCUCUUUUUAUUUUCUAGUUCAAUUUUAAAGAUUUCAAUUAUGGAAUGGGCUUAUGCUAUGCCGAUUGUAGCUUGAACUGUUAUUGAAGAAGAUUAACAGGAAGCUUCAAUCAUUAUUGUGAGAUCUUUUUUUUUUUUUUUUAUCCAUAUGAGUCACGAAGGCGGUACAACGUACAAAGUACGAAGAAGGGGGAGGGGGAUUCGAACUUGUGACCUAUUGUUCACAGUACCUCAAUCUUAACCACUAGGCCAAGACAUCCUUGGUAUUAUUGUGAGAUCUUUAUUCUCUAUUUAUUUCCUUUGAUUAUGGUUUAAUUUGUAUGAUUGUAUUCUAUAAUUUUAUCAUAAUUAUGCUAGGAACGUUACUAAUUUAAUUGUGUAAUCAAUCUAAUGCUAGAUUUAAGGAUAGAAUCGUUUUUUUUAUUCUUUUAUCAAUUUGUAGCAAACUAGGGAAUAAAUUGAAUACAUAUCAUCUUGGUUAUUUAUCGGGGAAAUUAAACCAAC
Beta vulgaris subsp. vulgaris (sugar beet) is the source of this 1797-nucleotide messenger RNA. RefSeq lists its product as uncharacterized. The record is from RefSeq and is a predicted model, not a curated record. The transcript is spliced from 5 exons. Bases 22 to 690 code for a protein of 222 amino acids. Lineage: Eukaryota; Viridiplantae; Streptophyta; Magnoliopsida; Caryophyllales; Amaranthaceae.